UAUAUAUGUGCUAACAUGGUGCCCACAACUCUAACUUUGAAGGGAUGUUUUCCAAGCUCUUAUGAAUGAAGUAGUAGUAUACAUUGAAUCUAAAGCUAGCUCUGAAGCAACAAUAGGAAGAAAUGGGAAAGUCUCAGAAUUGGUUCGGCGUCAUUCGAAGAAAGCUUUUCAGGUAUUCUCAUCAUGAAACUGUCAUUCUUCUCCACGCCAAUAACACCACCACCACGAGCUUCACAGAGGAUGCAACUGCCACAGAAGAUGCAGUCAAUCGCGACGUAACAAAAUCAGAAGCUGCUUUUUCUUCUCCCUCCAGUAGCCCGACCCCGAAGAAAGAGUUACUAUCUGAAGAAGACAUUGCAGCCAUGAAGAUCCAAGCCUCUUUUAGGGCCCAUCUUGCAAGGAAAGCAUUUCGAGCGCUGAAGAGUCUUGUGAAGGUGCAAGCGGUGGUUCGCGGAGCCUACGUGAGAAAACAAGCUCGAAUGGCCUUACAUUGCAUGCAUGCGCUUGCCCAAUUGCAGGUCACCGUCAGAGCACGCCAACUCCUCAGCAGAUGUAGUGAUAAUUGAUUCACAAGUAAUACUAGCCACAGAGUUCUUUCAUGACAAGUCAUAAGCCUUCCAGUGGCGAGAGAGACCAAACAAUUAGGUCGUUUCAGCUAAUGGGCAAAACCGGCAUUUUAGCUGAUCGAAUGAAUCUCCAAAUUGAUUUAGAGAACUCAUAAUCAAAGAAAAGAUGGGAGUAGGAUUCUUUAUAGGACAACUUAAUUAGAGUUGAAGUUUGGCAGAGAUACCAACAACCUGUUUCCAAUUUCUAAUUAAUUUUAUUCUUUGCAUUUUUAAUAUUUUAUAUAUAUUCAAAUUAUGAUUACUUUUUAACUUUAUUUGUUUAGAUCUUUA
Cornus florida is the source of this 896-nucleotide messenger RNA. RefSeq names its product protein IQ-DOMAIN 20-like. The transcript is spliced from 2 exons. Gene Ontology annotation, molecular function: protein binding. NCBI's taxonomy places the organism in Eukaryota, Viridiplantae, Streptophyta, Magnoliopsida, Cornales, Cornaceae. The coding region runs from base 123 to 566 and encodes 147 amino acids. The record is from RefSeq and is a predicted model, not a curated record.